Molecule: messenger RNA, 639 nt
Organism: Aureobasidium subglaciale EXF-2481
Lineage: Eukaryota; Fungi; Ascomycota; Dothideomycetes; Dothideales; Saccotheciaceae
Exons: 1
Source: RefSeq, a predicted model, not a curated record
AUGCUUGGUCUUACAUCAACGCGGUCCGCCCUGGUGGCGGGUACGCUUCUUUCGCUUGCAUCUCAGGUGCUGGGACAUAUGGAGAUGAGCUGGCCUUAUCCCCUUCACAGCAAAUACAACCCUGCAAACAGCUACACUGUCAUUGACUACAGUAUGACUGCGCCGUUAUUUGCCGACGGCUCCAACUUUCCUUGCAAAGGUUACCAAAAUGACCGACCAAUGGUUCCUGUCGCUACAUACUCUGCUGGUUCAACUUACAACAUGACCAUCGCUGGAAGUGCUGUUCACGGUGGUGGUUCCUGUCAACUUUCUCUGUCAUACGACAACGGUGCUACUUUCAGAGUUAUCAAGUCGAUGAUUGGAGGAUGCCCUUUGACUUCGACUUAUGAUUUUACCAUCCCUUCUUAUGCGCCUGAUGGAAAUGCUCUUUUCGCUUGGACAUGGCAGAACGAGAUGGGCAACCGCGAGUACUACAUGAACUGUGCGGUAGUCACCGUCGCAGGCUCCUCAGCAUCCAAGCGCGACACUUCGAGCUUCGAGGCUCUGCCAUUUAUCUGGAAGGCCAACGUUCCUGGCGUCAACACUUGCACGACGACUGAGGGCGAAGAUCCUGUCUACCCCAUGCCCGGACCUGAUGUU